Andrographis paniculata is the source of this 2458-nucleotide messenger RNA. RefSeq names its product serine/threonine-protein kinase PBL34-like. The transcript is spliced from 6 exons. Lineage: Eukaryota; Viridiplantae; Streptophyta; Magnoliopsida; Lamiales; Acanthaceae. Gene Ontology annotation, biological process: protein phosphorylation. Bases 602 to 2065 code for a protein of 487 amino acids. The record is from RefSeq and is a predicted model, not a curated record. Gene Ontology annotation, molecular function: protein kinase activity; ATP binding.
ACAGUGUUUUUUUUAUUCAUUCCUGCUAUUGUUAAUAUUAUUGGUGCUAUCUGAUUCGAGUUUUGCUUUGCUUUUGUUUGCUUGCUUGCUUCUUCUACAGUGGCGAGAAGCAAAUUAUUAUUGUUAUUCUCCUUUUCCUUUUUUCUGGUUUGAAGGUCAAGUUUUGUGAUCUGCAAUCCUCCGUUCUUUUGUGGCCUCCAGUGUGAUUUUGAGCUCGCCUCUUCGACGGGUUCUGAACGAUUUUGUUGAAAAAAAAUUGUUCUUGAAGAGAGAGUAGAAAGAAUAUUCUGUAGUAGUCUUGACUAUUCGGAUUCAGCUGAUCUUUUGAGUCCUUUCGCCCUCACAAUUUUGUUGGGUUUUAAGUUUAAGGAAAAAGGGUAGCAAGUGGGGUUAUUUUGCUUUGGCGAUUUGGGUUUUCUUACGAAGUCGUAAUUAUUUGUUUCUGAAAUGGGUUUGAGUUGUUUUGGGUGCUGUGUGGGAAUUUGAAUCUGGGUUGCGGUUGAGGGACUGAUUAAUUUGGGGGAUUGCGAAAUUUCGGAAGUUUUGGAUGAUUUUCUUUCUUUUUUUUUUUUGGGAUUUUGGUUUCUUGGGUGAAUAGAAGAUGGGAUUAGGAGAUGAUGGCUUAAAAUUGAAGCAUCGGAGUAAUUCCAAGAAAUCAAUGGAGAGGAGGAAAAAGGUUGAUGAUGACGACGACGAUGAUGAUGCUGCAGAUAUUUCUUGUUGGCUUAAGUUAAGGUGUAUUGGUUGCUGUAUACCUUCAAGAUCUAAAGUUGAAAACUCCAUUAGUGGCAUCAGCACUCUGGAAAGUAAAUUGACAAAUAAUACGAGCAUAGAACCACCGUUGACCCCGGCAAUCCCAUCAACAACCACAAGCAAUGCCGAAAGCAAUUCUUCCAGCACCAAACUUGAAGAAGAGCUUAAAGUUUCUUCCCGGCUGCGCAAGUUUACAUUCAAUGACCUUAAGUUGGCAACAAGAAAUUUCAGACCAGAAUCUCUUCUCGGUGAAGGAGGGUUUGGUUGUGUAUUUAAAGGAUGGGUUGAAGAAAAUGGCACUGCGCCAGUUAAACCCGGGACUGGACUUACUGUUGCUGUCAAAACCCUGAACCACGACGGGCUUCAGGGUCACAAAGAAUGGCUGGCUGAAGUAAAUUUUUUGGGUGACCUUGUGCAUCCGAAUUUAGUUAAAUUAAUCGGUUACUGUAUUGAAGAUGAUCAGAGACUUCUAGUCUAUGAGUUCAUGCCUAGAGGAAGCUUGGAGAACCACCUUUUCCGAAGGUCGCUGCCACUUCCAUGGUCGAUCCGGAUGAAAAUUGCUCUGGGUGCCGCCAAAGGUCUCGCCUUUCUCCACGAGGAAGCAGACAGACCAGUCAUUUAUCGUGAUUUUAAAACAUCAAACAUCUUGUUAGAUGCUGAAUACAAUGCCAAAUUAUCAGAUUUCGGACUUGCUAAAGACGCUCCUGAUGAAGGAAAAACCCAUGUUUCUACUCGCGUCAUGGGAACUUACGGCUAUGCAGCGCCUGAAUAUGUCAUGACAGGACAUCUGACAUCGAAAAGUGACGUGUACAGCUUUGGUGUCGUCCUGCUUGAAAUGCUUACAGGCAGAAGAUCGAUGGACAAGAACCGACCCAAUGGGGAGCACAAUCUCGUCGAAUGGGCUAGGCCUCAUCUGUGUGAUAGAAAACGGUUCUACCGUUUAAUAGAUCCCCGCCUCGAAGGUCAUUUCUCCAUUAAAGGUGCCCAAAAAGCUGCGCAGAUAGCGGCGCGCUGCCUUAGCCGAGACUCCAAGGCCCGGCCACUCAUGAGCGAAGUGGUCGAAGCUUUGAAACCUCUACCAAACCUCAAGGACAUGGCGAGCUCAUCCUACUACUUUCAGACGAUGCAAGCAGACCGAGUUAGCGCCAGCCCGAAUGGGAAAAAUGGCUUCAGAACACAGGGCUCUUUCGUCAGAAACGGACAGCCACAUCCGAGAAGCCUGUCGAUACCAAAUGGCACCGGUGCCGGCGUGCAAGCUUCACCAUUUCAUCAAUCUGCUCAGAAUUCACCGAAACCAAAUGGUAAACAAUAGUAUUCCAGUGUAUGUUCAUUCUCUAAGCUCCUCUUCUGCUCGAUUGAUUCAAUAUGUAUAACUCGGAAGAAGAACUGGCGAAGAACACAUUCCAGUUCCAGUGUGAUGAUGUGAAUUGGAAUGGGAAUGAGGACCAAGAAUCACAAUCUUUGUGCGUGCAGUGUAGUGUAGUGUAAAUCUUACAUGGAACGGAAUUGUGUUUUAGGGUGGAUGGAUGAUCUGAUGCGUUGAUUGUGAACGCCGUAACGGGCAAAUGCUGGUUGCUGCUCUUAGGGUUAGAGAUGGAUGGAAAUAUGGAAUUGAUGACUGUAAUUACCUUUUCUCCUUGUGACUGACGACGACGACUCCAUGAAUGCUUCUUAUGAUGGAUGGUUCUUUUCCAGUCACAGUCUA